Messenger RNA from Coprinopsis cinerea okayama7#130, 285 nucleotides. RefSeq lists its product as hypothetical. The transcript is spliced from 7 exons. The record is from RefSeq and is a predicted model, not a curated record. Bases 1 to 285 code for a protein of 94 amino acids. Lineage: Eukaryota; Fungi; Basidiomycota; Agaricomycetes; Agaricales; Psathyrellaceae.
AUGCGAGCAGCCGCGCUCUCAGCAAAUGUGGUGGAACAUAAGGCCUUGUUGGUCCAAUUGUCGGUGUUGGGUCGGGAUCACAUCUGCGGUCUCCCAGGCUCCAAAGCCCCAACCCUUUGUGUUGGCUUUUUGUUGGCUUUUUGGUCUUUUUGUAUCUGCUUACACCGCGUUCUCGCAAUCUCGCGAAAUGCGCCGUGGUGCUAUGGCGCCUUCGCGGGUCUUUUUCUGGGCUUACGUUGGCAUACUGUACAUCGAGGGAUAGCGAAGCAAGGGACUGCUCACUGA